Messenger RNA from Sus scrofa (pig), 1586 nucleotides. NCBI's taxonomy places the organism in Eukaryota, Metazoa, Chordata, Mammalia, Artiodactyla, Suidae. The record is from RefSeq and is a predicted model, not a curated record.
UAACAGCUCAUAACCAACACAUAACCUUUGCAUUUUAUAAGCUAACGGUCCACAUCCUGUAAAACCUUUGUGCUGGGACUAUUUAUAACCAGAAUUCUCUCCCUCAAAAUAUUGUCGUCCAGGAGGGAAGAUCCUCAGCCAGAGGACUCUAAUUUCCAGCAGAGAUAGCAUUCCAUAUACUCUUCUGUCUUUGCUUUUAAGUGAUGCCCAAUCAAACAUCAGUCACUGAAUUUCUUCUCCUCGGAGUGACAGACAUCCAAGAACUGCAGCCUUUGCUCUUCGUGCUUUUCCUCGCAGUUUACCUGGUCAUCGUGGCUGGGAAUGGAGCCAUCCUGAUGGUUGUCAUCUCUGAGCCAAGACUCCAUUCUCCUAUGUAUUUCUUCCUGGGAAACCUGUCCUGUCUAGAUAUCUGCUACUCCACAGUGACACUGCCAAAGAUGCUGGGGAACUUCCUCUCCUCACACAAAGCAAUUUCUUUCUGGGGAUGCAUAAGCCAGCUUCACUUCUUCCACUUCCUGGGCAGCACAGAGGCCAUGUUAUUGGCCGUGAUGGCUUUUGACCGCUUUGUGGCUAUCUGCAAACCACUUCGUUACACUCUUAUCAUGAAUCCUUGGGUCUGUACUCAAAUGGCUGCCACUGUCUGGAUCAUUGGUUUUUUCCAUGCCCUGAUGCACUCCAUAAUGACCUCUCGCUUACACUUCUGUGGUUCCAACCAUAUCCAUCACUUCUUCUGUGAUAUUAAGCCUUUGCUCAAGCUGGCCUGUGGGAACACUGAGCUUAACCAGUGGCUGCUCAACACUGUCACGGGGACCAUUGCCAUGGGUCCAUUCUUUCUGACACUUCUCUCUUAUUUCUACAUUAUCAUCCAUCUUUUCUUCAAGACCCAUUCUUGUAGCAUGCUUCAUAAAGCACUGUCCACUUGUGCCUCCCACUUCAUGGUAGUUGUUCUUCUCUAUGCUCCUGUUAUUUUCACUUAUAUUCGUCCUGCCUCAAGUAGCUCCAUGGACCAGGACUGGAUCAUUGCCAUUAUGUACAGUGUGGUCACUCCUGUACUAAACCCACUGAUCUAUACCUUGAGGAACAAAGAGGUAAAGGGGGCCUUGAAGAGGGUGUUCAGAAAUGGGCUUUAACUUUAAGAGAUCUAGAGAACCCUUCUGAGCAUAAAUAAACAGGUAAUAAAAUGUUGUGAUGUGAAAUUGCAUUGCUUCUCAAAUCAUUUACCAUAUAUAUAACAGACAAAACUGGAUUUAGAAAAAAUAAAUAGGAAAAUCCAGUCUAGUUGUGUUAACAAUGCAUUCCUAGGUAAUGUAGGGAAACUUGAACAACUGAUACACUAUCCAUGGAAUCUUAAUAUUGAAUUUUUGUGAGAGAUAUCAGUUGAUAAAGUUGAUUUUUUAUUUAUUCCUUUGUAUUCUUGAAUGAAAUCAAAUAUAGAAAUUUGCCUGUGUCACCCACACCUUGUGUAGUUAGAUAGUACUCAGUCCUGUUUAACUUUCCUGUAAGUUAACAUUAUAAUGUGAGCAAUAAAAUUAUUAGUUGUUAUAUUUUUUUUUCUUUCUUUUUUUUUAUUUUCCCACUGUACAGCA